CUGACAGCACCGUGUAGUCUGGGAUCAGAGCGGACAGCGCCGGAUCGCGGAGCGGACCCCGGAGCCUCUGGAUCCCAGCAGCUCGUAGCUCUUCGCCUCGUCCGGCCCGUGGGAUCCCGGGGGCUGCAGAGACUUUACCCGUUUUGAAGGCCCGUGACCAAGACCAAAGGCUCUCACCCCGCCUGCUGCCCACACCUGUGCCCUGACCAGCCAUGAACCCCCCAGAGGCACCCGCACAAACAGAGAUGGUCGAACUGGUGCCCAACGGCAAACACGUGGAGGGGCUGUGCCCCGUGGCCCUGUCUGCCGUCGGGACUGAAAGGUGUGAGGGUGGAAGACCCAGCCAUGGGGAAGCAGAGGGGUUUCUGCCCCAAAAUGCCAGCAAAGAGACCCACUUCACAGAUUUUGAAGGGAAAACUUCAUUCGGGAUGUCUGUGUUUAACCUGAGCAACGCCAUCAUGGGCAGCGGCAUCCUGGGACUGGCAUACGCCAUGGCCAACACCGGCAUCCUGCUCUUCCUAUUCCUCCUCACCUGUGUGGCCCUGCUCUCCAGCUAUUCCAUCCACUUGCUGCUCAAGUCUUCAGGGAUUGUAGGGAUCCGGGCCUAUGAGCAGCUGGGCUUUCGGGCCUUUGGGACACCGGGGAAGCUGAUGGCGGCCAUAGCGAUCACCCUGCAGAACAUUGGAGCCAUGUCCAGCUACCUGUACAUCGUGAAAUCUGAAGUGCCCCUGGUCAUCCAGACCUUCCUCAAUCUACCGGAGAAAACCUCGGAUUGGUACAUGAAUGGGAAUUACCUGGUGAUCCUGGUCUCAAUCACUAUCAUCCUGCCCUUGGCUUUGAUGAGGCAGCUGGGCUACCUGGGCUACUCCAGCGGCUUCUCCCUCAGCUGCAUGGUGUUCUUCCUGAUUGCAGUCAUCUACAAGAAGUUCCAGAUCCCGUGCCCUCUGUCUACGUUCUCCACCAACAUCACAGGCAAUACCAGCCACAUGCAGAUCGUCAUGAAGGAUUCCGUGGGUGGGGACCCCCUCAUCCAGGCCUCCAACACUGACAGCUGCGCCCCCAGUUUCUUUACCCUCAAUACGCAGACAGCCUACACCAUCCCAAUCAUGGCCUUCGCCUUCGUCUGCCACCCCGAAGUGCUGCCCAUCUACACCGAGCUCAGGGACCCCACCAAGCAGAAGAUGCAGCACAUCUCCAACUUGUCCAUCGCCGUCAUGUAUGUGAUGUAUUUCAUGGCUGCCCUGUUUGGCUACCUCACCUUCUAUGAUCGGGUGGAGUCGGAGCUCUUGCACACUUACAACAAAGUGGACCCCUUUGAUGUGCUGAUCCUGUGCGUCCGGGUGGCAGUGCUCACGGCCGUCACCCUCACCGUCCCCAUCGUCCUUUUCCCGGUCCGGAGGGCCAUCCAGCAGAUGCUGUUCCAGGACAAAGAGUUCAGCUGGCUUCGGCACACUCUCAUCGCCGUCAUCCUGCUGACCUGUAUCAACCUCCUGGUCAUCUUUGCCCCCAACAUCUUGGGCAUCUUUGGAAUCAUUGGUGCCACCUCUGCACCCUGCCUGAUCUUCAUUUUUCCAGCCAUCUUCUAUAUCCGAAUUGUACCCAAGGACAAAGAGCCACUGAAGUCCACUCCCAAAAUAUUGGCAAUAUGCUUCGCAGGAUUGGGUGUUCUCUUGAUGACCAUGAGCUUGAGUUUUAUCAUCAUUGACUGGAUCUCUGGAAACAGCAAGAGCGGCGGCAAUCACUAGAAGCCAUAUGGCCCGGGGUGACCCGUCACCCCCCCCACCUGUGCCAUUGCCUGCCAGGACUGCUAAGCUGCCCGGGCCCUUGGCAGGUGGGGGGAGGAGGAAGGGAGGACAUUUUUCACUCGAUGUGUGUUUUUUGUCUUUAAUUAUUAUUAUCCCUGUUGAGGAUUUUUUUUUUAAAAUAAAAAGGGGGUGGGAGUGGGGACCAGACCUUGCAGGGGGUAGAAAUGGAAAGGCUAGAACAUUGGGUUCCCUCCCCAAGGGACAGGGAGGCCUCAGAGGCCGGGCCUCUGGCAUCCUGCAUCCUCCCUUCCCUGGGGAGGGCCGAUGCCUCUCGGGACAUCCCCUGACUGUCUCCAGCGCUGACUGCCGUCCGGGAGAGGCAGGGCUCAGCAGGGGGCAGCUCCCGUGCUUGGAGAGAAUCUAGUGACCGUCAGCAAGAAGGGGCCAAACCCUCCUCACGCUCCCGACCCCUGUGUUCCCAGGCCACCUCGUGUCUGCUGGACAGAGGCAACUUCUGCCCUGUCACUAAGUCCCUCCCCCUUCCACGUAGGGCCUAGAAACCGAUUUGUGGGGAUGAGAGGAGAUUAUUAAUGUCCAAAGACUUUUUCCUGGCCCUGUUGAUUCUUAUCAUGGGGCCUGAGGAGAAUCCUAUUUGUGGGAUUCUGAGGUCCAGCCCUCGGCAGACAGGGCUAGGAAAAGGUCCGUCACCUCUGGCCAACACCCCAGGCAGGCAGUUCCAUCCUUUCUGGAAAGGGGAGACUUGGAGCUCACUUGAGCUGUCCUGGUACCCCCUCAAUGGGAAUUCCACGGGAUGGGAAAGACUUCCUGCUCUCAGACAGGAAAAGGAGAACCAAGAGACAGGGGAAUUGGUGGGAGCCUUGCUCCCUUAGAAGAAGCAAGGGCAGGUCCUGCCUUCUGCACCGACCCUGACCUCUCCCUUCCCCAAGAAGGCUCGUCUGUGCUCUUCCUGGGGGAGCACCACCGCUAACCUCCAAGACUUGGAGGGGGGCCCUGGAGACCCCAGCAAGAGCUUCCCACUGUCGUGGAUACUGUUUCUCCCUCCCCAGUCAAUGCUGCUCUCCAUUGGUAGCAUGGGGUCUGAGGCAUAAGAUCUUCUUCCCCAUUUCAGGAAAAUUGUGGUCUCUGCUGUACCUCAACACAGGCUGGGUAAGCCAGGCGCCCGCCUGUCCCCCAUCUCACUUGGCUCUUGGGGCUCGGGGUGACAGCCACCCCCCCCACAGCUGCCCUGCCAACAUCCCAAUUCUGACCAGUUAGGAGUAAGGGGAGCUGAAGGUCUGUCUGUGGCUGAGGUUAAUAAUCGUGGGGGAGGGGGUAGCUAAGGGACCUACUGCCCGAGAACACCCUUCUGUCUAUUCUGGGUGCAUCCCCGGGGGUAUGACUUGGUGGCUCCUCAGACCUGGCCAGGCUCUGGCCACGGAUCGGCCCCUCGGCCCAGGUGCAGGAGGCCCCAGCAGGGAUGGAGGAGUCUGGGAAGCGAGGAGAGCUUUGCAUUCUCAGAGCCAUCCCGCUCCCCGGGACACACACUUUUCCCAUUCUGGGUCUGUUCCAUCCUGGGGGGAGAGUACCCGCCUGGUCUUUAGCUGGGAGGGGGUAAGAUGAAAACGUUCGGUGCCAACCCCUUCCAAAGGCAUCGGAAGCAGCAUAGAGAGAGGAAAGGCCUUCAGGGUGGGAGCUGGCAGCCUGCGGCCGGAAGCCCCCUUCCCUCCCACCUCCCCAAUCUGGGAGUGGGCUGAGCCAACGUGAGGUGCAUUUCCCUAGAGUUCAGGACUAGCCUUGUGAGCCAAGCUCUGGCUUCUGAGAAACUCGGGCCAUGGGGAAGCUUCCCCAACAGGGAGGUGGGAAACAUUGUGGGGAGGGAGCUCCCUCCCACUGCUCCCCCAGGCCCCGGAAGGCCCGAGGGGUUGGCUCCCUGCUGAGUGGCCAUGAGAGGGACCAGUGUCCUCUCUCACAGGUUGCAUUUUCAAUCCCCUAUCCAAGUGCGCUCCAAACUUGGAAAGACUGAAAUCCAGCCCCCACUGACACACCAGAGACCUUCUUAAGAACAAUAAAAGUCGGCGAAAACUGAGACUCAA
This is a messenger RNA of Sarcophilus harrisii (Tasmanian devil), 3838 nucleotides long. It is a transcript of the gene SLC38A3, whose product is annotated as solute carrier family 38 member 3. Gene Ontology annotation, biological process: histidine transport; asparagine transport; amino acid transmembrane transport. Bases 213 to 1745 code for a protein of 510 amino acids. Lineage: Eukaryota; Metazoa; Chordata; Mammalia; Dasyuromorphia; Dasyuridae. Gene Ontology annotation, molecular function: L-glutamine transmembrane transporter activity; L-asparagine transmembrane transporter activity; L-histidine transmembrane transporter activity. The transcript is spliced from 16 exons. The record is from RefSeq and is a predicted model, not a curated record.